Brachypodium distachyon (stiff brome) is the source of this 2640-nucleotide messenger RNA. Its product is annotated as ankyrin repeat domain-containing protein 13B. The transcript is spliced from 3 exons. Gene Ontology annotation, cellular component: cytoplasm. The record is from RefSeq and is a predicted model, not a curated record. Gene Ontology annotation, molecular function: protein binding. Bases 311 to 2275 code for a protein of 654 amino acids. NCBI's taxonomy places the organism in Eukaryota, Viridiplantae, Streptophyta, Magnoliopsida, Poales, Poaceae.
UCUCUCCCCGGUCCUCCCCACUCUAGAUGCCAAUACCCCCUGUUCCUGGGCAAGCCCAUCAUCACGAAGGAGGCUCUACUCUAGCGUCGUAGCACUAGCUUGGGGUCUAGAGAGAGAAGACACGCGAGAACAGAACAAAGACGAGACGGGAGAGAGGACCCAGUAGGGAAGAAGAAGAAGGGAACUCCGAGAUUGGGGGGCAAGGGCAACUGAUCAGGGCAACAGGCCUCCCCCGGAGAGGCGACGCUAGGCGUGAGCUCGGACGUUUCCUCCGAUUCGCUGGGAGCUGCGCGCCGCCGGUCGACGCGCGAUGGCGGGCGUUGACGCGGAGAGGUACGCGCAGAGCCCGGCGCAUCACGCCGUGGCUAUUCGGGACCACGCUGCCUUGCGCCGCGUGCUGGACGCGCUCCCGCGGGCGCGGAAGCCAGAGGAGAUCCGGACGGAGGCGGACUCCAUCGCCGAGGAGACGCGCGCAGAGGCAGUCUCGGCCGUCAUCGACCGGCGCGACGUUCCUGCGCGCGAGACCCCGCUCCAUCUCGCCGUCCGCCUCGGCGACGCCGUGGCUGCCGAGAUGCUCAUGGCUGCUGGGGCUGACUGGAGCCUGCAGAACGAGCACGGCUGGAGCGCGCUCCAGGAGGCCAUCUGCGCGCGAGAGGAGACGCUGGCACGCGUCAUCGUGCGCCACUACCAGCCUCUCGCGUGGGCCAAGUGGUGCCGCCGCCUCCCCCGCGUUGUCGCCACCAUGCGCCGUAUGCGCGACUUCUACAUGGAAAUCACAUUCCACUUCGAGAGCUCCGUCAUUCCCUUCAUCUCCCGCAUCGCACCCUCGGAUACCUACAGGGUCUGGAAGCGUGGCGCCAACCUCCGCGCCGACAUGACGCUUGCAGGCUUCGACGGGUUCAAGAUCCAGCGCUCUGACCAGACCAUACUCUUUCUCGGGGAGGGCUCAGAGGACGGCAAGGUGCCGCCUGGGUCAUUAUGCAUGAUUAACCAUAAGGACAAGGAGGUGAUGAACGCUCUUGAAGGGGCUGGUGCGCCGGCUUCGGAGGCAGAGGUCCAGCAGGAGGUCACGGCGAUGUCACAGACGAAUAUCUUCCGACCAGGGAUAGAUGUUACUCAGGCGGUGCUGCUUCCACAGGUCACAUGGCGGCGGCAGGAGAGAACAGAGGCCGUUGGCGCAUGGAAGGCUAAGGUGUAUGACAUGCACCAUGUUAUGGUGAGUGUCAAGUCAAGGAGGGUUCCCGGUGCCAUGACAGAUGAGGAAUUCUUUUCAGCUUGCAAUGAGAAUGAUACUGAGAGUGAGGGGUUUGAUGAUGUCCUGACUGAGGAGGAGAAGAGGCAGCUGGAAUCUGCGCUUAAGAUGGAUUCUCCAGAUGCUGGUCGUGCAAGCCAAUCUGACACGUUUUUAGGUCCUCGGCAUAGUUGCUUUGAGCCAAGAGAGAGGGAGAUACCAAUUGAGGAUUUGAGCAUUUCUGGAAAUGGGGACAGUAAACAUGAUAGGAAAGGUUGGUUUAGUAGUUGGGGAAAGAGGGGUCAAACUAGCAGUAGCAAGCAAGAGGGGACGAAGAAGAUGGCACCUCCAAGAAGUUCGCUCUGUGUAGAUGAGAAGGUGAGCGACUUCCUUGUUGAAUCUCCAUCAAAUGUACAAACGAAACCAGGCAGGCAUUCAGUAGAUGUAGUAAGAGCGGAUGCAAACAGAAGAGGCAAGGAAAGGGAUCGUAAACCUACCACUUCAGAGAAUGGGCAUAGGCGCAAAGAAAGUACCAAGGAAAGUGAGUAUAAGAAAGGUCUAAGGCCUGUUCUUUGGUUGUCCCCUAACUUCCCUCUUAGGACUGAGGAGCUCUUGCCACUGCUUGAUAUUCUUGCAAACAAGGUGAAGGCAAUUCGUCGUCUGAGGGAUCUACUUACAACAAAACUGCCUCCAGGAACUUUUCCUGUCAAGGUUGCCAUUCCAGUUGUACCUACAAUCAGGGUUCUUGUGACAUUCACAAAGUUUGAAGAGCUGCAGCCAUUAGAGGAGUUCACAACGCCUCCUUCCAGCCCUGACAAUUGCAAGAGCCCAGUAGCGCAGACGUCUUCAAGCUCCUGGGUUCAGUGGAUCAAGGCUCCCUACCGUCAGAACUUCUCGGCAGGACAAGGCCCCAGCAGCCGCGUGGAGGACAUCCAGGAUCCCUUUGUUAUCCCUGCAGAUUACAUCUGGACAACACCAGAAGAGAAGAAAAAGAAGACGCAAGAAAACAAGAACAAAUCGAAGAAGGGCAGAAGCGCAACUUAGAUAGAUAGCAUUUGGUGGUCUGAGGUAUACUGUGGACUAGCCUGGAAUCAUCAAAAGACCAGUUACUCCAGUGACAUGCUCUUAUCUGACAGGAUUUAUGAGUGGAAAGGUUUGAAGAUUUCAACAAACUUCGGUUGACCAGUGUCGAUUCUCAAGAAACAACCGCUUGUCUAGUUUCGAUGUUAUAAACAUUUGUUGGUAACAUUCUUUCUUUAACCCAAAUUCCGAUUUGCUGUGGCUUUAGUGCUUUACUAGUAGAUUUUAACCGAGUUGGCUUGCUGAUAAUUACCGUGUGGUUUCAUUAAUUGCCAGCGGCUUUGCAUUCUUGAUGUCGCUAAACAUCAGUACCAUUUCUUUUUCCGAGA